Molecule: messenger RNA, 1742 nt
Organism: Helianthus annuus (common sunflower)
Lineage: Eukaryota; Viridiplantae; Streptophyta; Magnoliopsida; Asterales; Asteraceae
Exons: 16
Coding region: 170-1618 (482 amino acids)
Source: RefSeq, a predicted model, not a curated record
UUGUAGCAAUGGGUCUGCAGUACAAGGCAACUUCCCGUCAUCAUCCAAAACAACACACUCAAACCGUCGGUAUUGGGUUCACAACGGCCGCCGGUAAACAACCACUGCCAAAAAAAAUCCUCAUUCCAUAACUUUAUCCGACACACACUCUGCUCAACAACACAUCACUAUGAACAACACAGUCUCUCGCUUCAUUAUCCACAAUCUUCUACCUCCAAACACUCAAACUUUCACUAGGAUUCACAUCCCCUUCACAUCUUCUACACGUCGCCAGAGAUUCCGUACUCUCGCCUUUUCCGAUUCUCCAGAGGUUAGUGACGAGAAGAUGGUGGUGGUAGGUGGUGGUGCUGCCGGAAUAUACGGUGCAAUUAGGGCUAAAACGUUGGCUCCUAAUCUUAAUGUUAUUGUAAUUGAAAAAGGGAAGCCACUUGCAAAGGUUAAGAUAUCGGGAGGUGGUCGUUGUAACGUUACGAAUGGGCAUUGUGCUGAUAAUACGAUUUUAGCCGAGCAAUAUCCGAGAGGAAGUAAGGAGUUUAGAGGUUCGUUUUUUAAUGUUCAUGGCCCGAGUGAUACCAUGUCAUGGUUUUCUGAUCAUGGGGUUGAAUUGAAGACUGAAGAAGAUGGAAGGGUUUUUCCAGUGAGUGAUAAUUCGUCUUCAAUAGUUGAUUGCCUUUUAAAUGAAGCUAGGCAGAGGGGAGUUAAACUGCAGACAGGAAAGUCUGUAACAUCGGCUUCUACUUCAGCUGGUGGCAAAUUUACGCUUAAAAUUGAGAAGCGCACGAUCGAUUAUGUGGAGUUUAUUGAAGCUGAUUAUUUGUUAAUCGCUAGUGGCAGCAAUCAGCAGGGUUAUAAUCUUACCAAUCAGCUUGGCCAUUCUAUCAUUAAACCGGUACCGAGCUUAUUUACAUUCAAAAUCGAUGAUAAGCCGUUGACAGAGUUAUCUGGGAUUACAUUCCCGAAAGUCAAAGCAAGUUUAAAGCUCGAACCGUUGCAGAAGAACAUUCCGGAGCUUACCCAGGUGGGGCCCAUGUUGGUCACGCAUUGGGGACUUAGUGGACCGGUUGUUCUUCGAUUAUCUGCUUGGGGUGCUCGUGAUCUCUUUAGUUCGGAAUAUAAAGGAACGCUUCUUGUUGACUUUUCUCCUGAUGUGCAUAGUGAAGAUUUGAAGUCUUUGUUAUCUCAACACAAAAAAAAGUUUCCGAAGCAAAAGGUAGUCGGUUCAUACCCUCCAGAACUCGGGCUUGUGAAGAGAUUUUGGAAAUAUUUGUUAAACCGUGAGGGGAUAGAUGAAGAUAUCUUGUGGGCUUCCAUUUCGAAUAACACUUUGAUGUCGGUUGCUGCUUUACUAAAGCAGUGUUCCUUUAUAGUGAAAGGAAAGGGCCAAUUUAAGGAUGAAUUUGUCACAGCUGGAGGGGUCCCAUUGUCUGAGAUCUCACUGAAAACUAUGGAGAGCAGAAUUAAACCCCGUUUGUUCUUUGCUGGAGAGGUGCUGAAUGUUGAUGGAGUUACAGGAGGUUUCAAUUUCCAGAAUGCUUGGUCAGGUGGGUACAUAGCAGGAACAAGUAUAGGCAAGAUUGCCGCCACAUCAGCACCUUCUUUAAUAGAACAGGCCAUGUAACACCCCACAAUACGAAACAACUUUUGAGCAUCAAACAAUCCACAUUUUUUACCUGUAGGUUGUAUACUUGUAUUUAUCUUAAUUUAUGUUCAAUAAGAAGUCUUGAAAACGAAAAUUUUACAUA